This is a messenger RNA of Talaromyces marneffei, 1806 nucleotides long. RefSeq lists its product as uncharacterized. Lineage: Eukaryota; Fungi; Ascomycota; Eurotiomycetes; Eurotiales; Trichocomaceae. The record is from RefSeq and is a predicted model, not a curated record. The coding region runs from base 1 to 1806 and encodes 601 amino acids. The transcript is spliced from 4 exons.
AUGCUGAAUGCCAAGGCUGUAUACCCGGCGUCAACACCGAAGUACGCCGACUUUGCAAGUCGGAGAAGCACUGUUCAUAGCACGAAUGGUAUAGUAGCUUGCACUCAACCCCUGGCUGCUGCUGCCGGCCUGAGAAUUUUGAGCGAAGGGGGAAAUGCAGCGGAUGCUGCCGUGGCAGUUGCCGCGGCUCUCAAUGUCACUGAACCAAGCUCAACAGGUAUUGGAGGCGAUAUGUUCUGCCUUUACUACAAUGCCUCAACCAAGAAGAUUCAUGCUAUGAACGGUUCAGGCCGAUAUGCUGCCAAUGCCACGUUGGAGAAGGUUCGACAGGACCUUGGAAUCUCACCGGAGGAUGCGGGUGCUAUUCCAUUCGAAAGUGCUCUUGCAGCUACCACUCCCGGUGCUGCCGCAGGCUGGAUAGAUACGAUCGAAAAAUUCGGCAGUGGGAAGCUGUCAGUAGAGCAGAUCUUGACACCGGCCAUCGAACUUGCUGAGAAAGGGUUUCCCGUAUCCGAGUUUGCUUCACGCUUUUGGCACGAAGGCGAGAAGCUGCUUCGUAAUGCAUCUCCAAAUUUCAAUGAAAUGCUCAAGCACGAUCCAUCUGCACCAGAUGGCGUGAGGGCGCCGCAACCUGGAGAAAUUCUGAAAAAUCCAUCGUUGGGCCGAACAUUCAGAGCAUUAGCUGCCGAAGGAAAGAAAGGCUUCUAUGAGGGACGCAUUGCCGAAGAGACGGUGAAGGUGCUCAAAGAUCUUGGAGGAUACCUAACUCUGGACGAUCUGAAGCAUCAUGCAGACAGCGGAAGCCAAGAGGUAGACGCAAUAUCACUCAUAUUUAAAGGGCAAGGCGUAGGAAAGCAAGGUAUUGCUAGCGACGGAAGUGAAGGCGGUGUUGAGGUAUGGGAACACCCUCCUAAUGGUCAGGGCAUUGUAGCCUUGAUGGCUCUUGGCAUCCUCGAAGAACUAGAGCGCGUAGGCAAGAUCCCGCGGUUUUCGCCAGAACAGCAUAACUCGGCCGAAUACCUUCAUGCUGUGAUUGAAAGUCUACGGAUUGCCUUUGCCGAUGCCAGGUGGUGGGUAACCGAUCCCGAUGUCGUGAAAGUGCCUUCAAAGGAGUUGAUCUCUCGUCCUUAUUUGGCCGAACGGGCAAAACUGUUCGAUCCCAGCAAGGCGUCUGAUAUACUGAACCAUGGUAGCCCCGCCCACAAUCACUGUGAUACAGUGUAUUUUGCCGUCACAGAUAAGGAUGGAAAUGGAAUCUCCUUCAUAAAUAGCAAUUACGCCGGUUUCGGUACUGGUAUCAUCCCAGCUGGUUGUGGCUUCACCCUACAGAACCGAGGUUCCAACUUCUCGCUACAGGUGGGACAUCCAAAUGUCCUGGCUCCAAAUAAGCGCCCGUAUCACACCAUCAUCCCCGCUAUGAUCACCAAUUUGGACGGGUCCCUUCACUCCGUGUACGGAGUCAUGGGUGGCUUCAUGCAACCCCAAGGUCAUGUACAGGUGCUACUGAACAUGUUAGCCUUUGGUUAUAACCCCCAAUCGGCCUUGGAUUCCCCGCGCAUCUGCAUAGGUGCGGGGGCUCCCGAAGACGGCAAAGUAUUGGAUCGCACGGUGUAUGUUGAAGAAGGUAUCAGUGAUGAAACCGUGGAGGGCCUUCGAAAGCUUGGACACCUGGUUGAAGUAUUGACUGGACAUCGGCGGGGCAUGUUUGGACGCGGCCAAUUGAUAAGGGUUCAUUAUGAUGAUGGCCAGUUGAUCUAUAGUGCCGGAAGCGAUCCAAGGGGCGACGGCAUGGCUAUUCCGUUGUAG